UACAAGGAAUUCUUGUAACCGUUCUCAGUGUGAGGCAUCAAGACUGCAAAGGUAACUUUACAUCUUACCCUUGCAAACCGAACUUUUCAGCUUUCAUCCGAUUCUUGCUUUGUUAGAAGAGAUGUGCUGUAAAUGUAAGGCUAAUAUUUUCUGUUGGAAAUAUGAAAUAUUGCUCUUUUAUUGCAGAUGGCAUUUGCUCUUCGCUUAACAGUUCUCCUCUGUGGGAUCAGUGGACUGUUGACUGGAGUCUGGUCAUUCCCAAAGUUUAGAAGCAAAGCUAAUGACUGCCCCAAAGGCUGGACUCAGUUGGACUGUCACUGUUACAUCUAUCAAGAUGAUGAGAGGACCUUUGCAGAUGCAGAGAGUGUCUGCAACAUUCUCAGUGGCAAUCUUGUUUCCAUCCACAACGCCCUGGAGAAUGCCUUUGUUCUGGAACUGAUUCGAGCGGGCGGUAACAAUGACUUUGCUUGGAUUGGACUCACUGAUGCAAUUGAGGAAGAUGACUUCAUAUGGACUGACGGCUCAAAGCAGGAUUUCCUUAACUUUGAUAAUAAUGGAGAGUCCAGUGCCGCUGGUAACUGUGUUGCGAUCGAUGAGGAUGAUGGACUUUGGUAUGAUGAAGACUGCACAGAUGACGAGCCGUUUGUUUGCAUUAGAGAGUUGUUCUCAUUAAUACAUCAUUAACUUAUGAGAUUUACUGAUGACUCAUUGAGAUCAUUGAGAUAAUAUAGUAUCAAAACUUGAUGACUCUUUUUCUGGGUUUACUGUCUCAACAACGCUCAAUUUCUAUUGACAGCAGAUUUGGAACGUCAAAGAGCAUCUCGGGUAAAUAAAGGGAUGUGUCUGCA
Syngnathus acus (greater pipefish) is the source of this 848-nucleotide messenger RNA. Its product is annotated as lectin-like. The record is from RefSeq and is a predicted model, not a curated record. Gene Ontology annotation, molecular function: signaling receptor activity. The transcript has 6 exons. The coding region runs from base 187 to 684 and encodes 165 amino acids. NCBI's taxonomy places the organism in Eukaryota, Metazoa, Chordata, Actinopteri, Syngnathiformes, Syngnathidae.